This is a messenger RNA of Rhinolophus ferrumequinum (greater horseshoe bat), 399 nucleotides long. It is a transcript of the gene SLIRP, whose product is annotated as SRA stem-loop interacting RNA binding protein. Bases 31 to 363 code for a protein of 110 amino acids. NCBI's taxonomy places the organism in Eukaryota, Metazoa, Chordata, Mammalia, Chiroptera, Rhinolophidae. The record is from RefSeq and is a predicted model, not a curated record. Gene Ontology annotation, molecular function: RNA binding. The transcript has 4 exons.
UUGAGGUCACGAAGGUUCCUCCAUCUAAAGAUGGCGGCUUCGGCAGUGAGGGGCGCUAUGGCUCUGAGGACGACUGGCCGGCCCGUUGCUUUUGUCAGAAAAAUUCCCUGGACUGCGGCCGCGAGUGAGCUGAGAGAACACUUUGCACAAUUUGGCCAUAUACGAAAGUGUACUGUACCUUUUGACAGAGAGACUGGCUUUCACCGAGGUAUGGGUUGGGUACACUUUUCUUCAGAAGAAGAACUUCAUAAUGUACUACAACAGGAAAAGCAUGUUAUUGAUGGAGUAAAGCUCCACGUUCAAGCUCAAAGACGAAAAGUUUUGCAAGGGGAUCAAACAUCUGAUGAAGAGAAAGAUUUUUGAGAAUAUGACUGCCUAUUAAAUAACUCAAACUGAAAA